UCAUCGAUUGAUUGGCAGGCUGUGCGUGCAUCCAUCGGUCAGUCGGUCGGUCGGUCGCGUGUUGUCUUGUCGUGCCGUUCUGUUGUGUUGUGCUGUGUGGGGUCGUAUAUAUCGUAUUGCUGACAGUCACCCAUCCGGCCGUGUGCGGUCUGCCAACGAAGUGCUCUACCAGUGAGUGAGUGAUUGUGAUGGGCGAACGGGCAGGUGAGGUGGGGGGUGUCUGUUGGACUCUCUCCGUGUUGAUGUCUUCGUAUGCCGCGAACCAUGCGCAGUGCUGCAUGUGAUGUGGAACCUAAAAGGUAUCGCACAACCUUUGGUGUUCUCGAUGAGUUCGAUCCACUGCGCGCUCAAGGCAUGAUCACAUACCGCCUCUCGCGAAGCUUUCCGUGUUGAUGGGAUGGAUCUGACGUCAUCGAUGACAUCUUCAUCUGCGUCCGACGCCAUCGCGCUGCUGCAGGCGGCUGACCGCCCCGAUCUUCCUGGCACGUGCGUCACAUUCCGACGCCCAGCGGAAAUCAGCCGGUUCCUCGAGAGCACCAGAGCACGCGGCCGCACUCAUGGGAAGCUGCUUGUGUGGCUGUUCGAGUGGGCCAUGGGCGAGGUCAAGAAGGGAACGGCGUUCGGCGAGACUGACUGGCGGUUCCUGCAGGUGGUGCUGCCCGCCCUGCCUGUGGAGUACCCCAUCCAGGCCUGGCUGCCGCUGCUCUUCUCCCUCUGGCAGGAGACCAAGCCAUCUGUCUGCAUGUCCCUGCCUGCGGCCGUCACCGCGAGUCUGCUGCGGCGGUUCAGAGGCCUGUUCAUUCCAUCUAUCGACAUGGUCCUCCCCCCUCUAGAGAAGACCGUCGUUGUGCUUGUGGAGGACCCGGCGAGGCGUGACGCGUGGGCCGCUGCUGGGGCGGUGCUGCUGUUCCUGGCGACGGCCCUGAGGGAGCAGACCAACCCCAAACGCGUGUUUGCUUUCCUCACGUCGAUGCUCAGCGGCCCUGUCGCCAAGCUAAUGGCGGCGUCGGUCGUCACUGAGCGGACAGGUGCGACGAAAGCUGCCCUGCAGCUGUGUUCGGCCGCCCUGCAGUGGCUGUUCGACGCGCCUCACCUAUCGGGGUUUGAGGCCGCCUUUGUGCAGGAUGGCAUGCAGGCGCUUAUCGGCAAGUACUCGCAGCACAAGAGGAAGCAGAAAGAGACGGCAGAUGAGACGAGGAAGCAGAAGCAGCAGCAGGCCUUCCAGGGUAUGCUGUUCGAGAGGCUGAGGAACGUCAUAUGCUCCACCUCCACACCACAAGGAGGCAAGCAGCAGCCAGCCAAGGCGUCCAGGAAAUCCAGCAAAGCGGAAGGAAAACAGCAGGAGCCGGCUGUGGCUGCCUCGUCGGAAGCGAUCGAAGGCUGCCUGCUGCUGCUGCCUUGCCUGUUCGCGGCCUAUAUCCGGGCAGUGAGCCGCAGAGGCGAUCAGGCGGCCUCUCAGCGCCACCCAACCACACCCGAUGCCGGCAAGGAUAAGAAGACUGAUGUGUUCAGGGGUUCGUCAUCAUCGCGUCAUCAGCUGCAGACCUCGGCAGAGUUUUGUUUUUUCCUGCAUCUGUACAACAUGGUGUUGGGGCUGUACAAAAGCUCCUUGGCUGACAGUGGGCCGUCGCGGCAGCGUGUGGCGGCGCUGCGGUGCCUCAUCACACUCUGGAAAAGGUCCGGUCCGCACACAAACCAACAGUGACUGGCGAAGGAAGAACGACCGACCAUAUGUCUGUCUGUUGUCAUUUGCCCCUCAUUGUUCCUCUCUCUCUCCGUGUGUGUGCGCAUCGAUCAGGGUGACAGUCCACGGUGUCUACCGUGUCCGUGAGGACGCUGUCGGCGUGCAGCAGGGCUGCCUCAAGACCCUCGCCCAUCUCGCUAUCACACGCCUGCAGGCAGUCACCCUCGCCCCUACCAGCAUCGAUACCAGCACCAGCACCAGCACCAGAAAGCGUCCUCUGGAUGACGACAGCUGUCGAGAUGAGGUGUGGUUGCUAUGGGAGGGGCUGAGUGUCGUGCUUGAGUUGGAGCCCUCUCUCGUCGAGGAGCGGCUGCCGGCCAUCUGGAGGCUGCUCGAGGACCAGCAACAAGAGGAGCAACAGCAUCGGGCGGGGAACUCCCACCAAGGGCCAUUGGCAGGGUGUGAGGGAGAGAGAGAGCAACCACGGUGUAUCGUCAGUGUUUGGUGGACUGUCCCUCUCUUUGUUGAUGUGUGUGUUGUCAGUGAGGGCUUCACCGUCCGUCUGCUCGCCGUGUUUGCGCGCCUGAACGACCUCCCCUCCAUCAUCGAAUCCAUCGCCACCGCGUCAAAGGACAGCGACACACCAGACGCCCCCACGCCCCUCUCCCUGACCUUCAUCACACCUGCCCGAGUGCUCGCCAGUGUCCAGCGGGCAGCAGCAUCGGCACUGCCCGUGCAGGUAUGCAGGAAAGUGCAUGUGCGUGUCUGGAUGUCUAUGUGUGUGACGAAUCGAAUCGGUCCCGUGUGUCGUGUUGCCCUGCCGGCAGAGUGAGAAGAUCUGGAUGGGCCUGCUGUCCUGCCUGCGGGAGCGGCUGGCGAGUGCCGCUGAGUGGCGGGGACACAUACAGAGGGAAAAGAAGAGGCUGAAGAAGCGGAAACGAAGUGAAGGUGCCGACGCAGCAGAUGCAGAUGGACGUCAAGGCGCGGGUGUGCCUCUCGCAGACCUGGAGAAAGGUGAGAGAAAAGCACACAAACACAGGGGGGCCCCAACAUUCCUUCCUUCGAUUCUUCAAUGUGUUGGUGUACUCAGGUCUGGAGUUCCGUGAGCGAGCGUCAGGCAGCAUCGCCCUCGUGCUCAGCCACUUCGUCGCCCACACAGACGUCAAAGAGGUCCUCCUGCAGCCGCUGGCCACUCUCACCCGCGACACCUUCUCCCUCGUCGCGCCCACACCGCCAGACGGCCCCGCAUCCCCCAUGCUGCCGCCCAUCGCCGCGCCAUCCCUACUGCUGGCACUGGCCAACCUCUCACGACGUCUGUGUGCGUGGCUGCCACCUAUGGUGACGACCGACGAAGGCAGCAAUGGCCGCAUACGUGAGCUGCUAGACGUGUCGCAAGGCGUGCUGCAGCAACUGGCGGAGACGUCACAGGCGAGUGAUGAUGAUCUCGAGACGCGGGACAUGGGCGUGCAAGUGGCGUUGCAGCUAUUGGAUCGGCUGAUUGAGAUCCCCGGGGCGCGUCACGACCAUGCCGCCCAGUCGCCGGCCUCGCGCAUCCUCGGCGCUCUUGCCCCCGGCCCACCAGGCGAUCAAGACGAUGCCGACGACGCGCCUGCGUCUCUGCGGACAUUCGUGUGGCAGCACGCCGCUCCACAUCUUCGAGUGCUGCUUAGGGCAACAGCAGCGGCUGAUGGCAACGAUGAAAGCUGUGGGGUGGUGUGUCGCUACCUGCUGCCCAAGAGGCUGGCACACGCACUGCCGCCUGCAGUGGUCGGGCAGGGGGCGAGUGGCAGAGUGGUGGGUGUUGCGGCGACCACUCGUGCGUUGUGGCUGGGGCAGCUGGGCGUCGAUGUGCUGGAGAUUCCUGCGAUCAAGGUGUGUCGCAGAGGGGACACAAGACACCCACACAGGGGCAGACUGACCUUUUGGUAUUCAUGUCCUCCCCACAGGUCCCGCUAUUGACGCGGUUGACUGAUCUGCUCCGCCAGGCAACGACAAAGCUGCGAAAGAAGACGGAUCGUCUGCGAGAGACCGUUGCUGCCCUUCCGCGAGAAAACCUCGUGAAAGGGUGAGCGAGCGAUGGAUAGCUCCAUAGAGAGCCCAUCACCGUGAUGUCAAUAUGCGCGUGUGCAGGCUGUCUGCGGCCGUGCAAGACAUCUGCGCCCUCUACGCCGCCACGUCCCUGUUCCCUCCUGCCUACUUGGUCACCCUCCCCGCCCCUCCACUGCUAACCCUGCUGCUGCGAACAUGGCACACACUCGGCCCCCUAUCGGACCUCAAGAACAUGGUCCACCUACCACCACCACUGGCCCCCACCGUGCAGCAGGCGGCUAUGUGCUGCGCCAUGGUCUUGCACCGGUUGUGUGCAUCAUGCGAUCGCGGACCGUCGUUUCUGGCUCUCCAUCUGCUGAGGGAGAUCGAUACUGACGACGAGCAGGCGAGUGCCUGUGCACAGCGGCUGGCGGCUGCUAUUGGUCUUGACGACAGCAACGGUGGUCUGGACGAGGGUGUGACACUCCCUGGGGUGGUGGAGAUGCUGGCGGCCGACGACCAUCGGGAGCAAUGCGACGAGAGAGUGGAUGCCGCCGCGUCGCUUCUCGUCCUGGCCGUAUCGGGCCUCCUGCAAGACAGUGGCCAACCGCAGCAGCAACAGCCACAGCAAGGUGCCACCCUGCUGCAAAAGAUGCAGGCUCUCGUUCGCGAGACCCACAUAGACGCCGAGCUCACCGUCCUGCCCGCGUUGUCAUCGGCCACCCUCUUCAAGCCCUUCCUAUCUCGCGACGAGCGAGCCUGCUGGCAACUGACGGCGAGCAAGAGCAAGCAUCGCUUCGCUGGGCGUGUGUUGGCCACUGUGUGGGACCGCGUUGCCGCUCUCGACGGCGGGGCGGCCUUGCUGCGUCGGGUCAAGGUCAGCUCGGGAAUGGUUGACCGCAUCGACAAGGGAGUGGGCAAACGCGCCCCCGAUCUGGCGCCACUGCUGCUGCGGCUCACAUCCUCCCACCUUGACGCGCAGCUCACUGAUGCCGACGAGGAAACGAUGACAGAAGAGUCUGUAAGCGAGAUGGCCGCUCGGCUGUUCGCCAUGCUGCCGCGCGUCAUCGGGCAUGACGACAAGGCUGCGUGGGGCGGGGCUGUCGAUCGGGCGCUGGAGGCCUUCUGUCGGCACUGGGGCAGGAGGGAGAGCAUUCUGAGUGGAGAAGAGGACGUGACGAUUGGCCUCGUGGACAUGCUGGUGGGGAGGACCGCUGUGCUGCUGUCCGCUAGAAUGGAGGACACCGUCGCCAAAACAGGUGAAUGAGAAGUGGCGUCUGCUUCCACGAGUGUGUGUGUCGACUGAUUGGAUUUGAUUGGUACUGUGCGUCGAUCAGGUGUGUGGCUUGACAAGACGUGGCGGUGUCUGCUGGACGGCAGCAUCAACAUGCAGGAGAACUCCUCCACCCCUCUCGACAAGUGCUGGCUCACACUCAUCCCACAGCUCUCAACCCAAGACCUCUCAGCCGUCAUCUCACGACUCGCAAACACAAUCGCCACACCCACACCGAACCAACACCCCCCUCUCAAGGCGCUUGCGGCCCUGGAGGGCCUCUCCUGUCUGCUUCGGUCGCGAGGCAACAUCAUCAAGGCACUCGGCCCACCAGAGGUGCCGGCAGGUUUGGCGAGGGGCAUUAUGGGGUCGUUGCAGCUGGCGAGAGAGCUGCUGAUGGGACGGCACGAGUUGGAGGAGGACAGUGGGAGGACGGCUGCUGGCGUCUUGGCGUGUGUGAGGGGCGUGCAGUGCGCUGUCAACUUCAUGGCGGCGACCAGACGCAGAAGUGAUAUUACAUGGAUGGAUGGAUCCAUGGAUGGAUGGAUGGAUUCCUGUGUGUGUGUGUGUGUGUGUCCCAGGUUCCCACAUUAGUGAGGGUGUUGGGUCGACUGUCACCCCGGCCGACCGGCUGUGCGCAUCACUGCUGCUCACUGCAGCUGACAUCGCCUCAAACGCAGCAAUGCACAGGUGAGGUGUGCGAUGCCAACACACCACACGACAGGUCACCAUCUCACAUCAUGGCAAUGCAAUGUCAACCGCGUCAGAUUGCCCACCAGAGGCCCCUUUGACAUUUCUGAGGUGGCUGGUGUUGAGUGCCGGCUGCUGCCCAAUGUGGGCUACUACGCCCUGUAUGUGCUGCUGACGCCCUCGCCACACAUCCGUUUGUCGGCGGCCGAGCACCGCAGAGCCGACUCGCUGUGGGUCAAGAAGAUCGCCGUCGUCCAGACAAUCAUGACCAGACUGCUCAGGGCCGUCUUCAUGAUGAGCGACGCCACGUAAGCUAAGCGGACCGGACAGCACAUAGAGAUGUCUGUUCCCUUUCAGGGAGGGAGGGAGGGAUGUGUGUGUGGUCGGUGUCUGUCGGUCUACGCAGGUCUGCCCUGAGUCUCGCGCAGGACGUCUGUCGGCUUUGGGCGCUGUUCGUGCUGCCCGAGAGGUAAACCUAGAACCUUCCACACACUCACCUCACUCGUGCCAUCCAUAUUCUGCUAUGCGUGUGUGUUCCUUCUCUCUCAGGCUGUCGUCAACGCGUCACUACCUGACGGCAUUCGUGGGCGAGUUCGUCGACCAGAAACGACAGUUCACCACACUCACUGGCAGCAUGGCCUCUGAGCUGAGCGAAGGGGAUGCCACCGCGUUUGCCAGCUGGUCCCGUGUGAUUGCUGUCCUGUCUGCCGGGCUGGCGCCCAUCUUUGAGGCGUGCAGCGACCACGCCAAGCAGAGCCUCUAUGCGGGACUGCUGCACGAGGGCAACAGGGGGGUCUUCCAGGAGGUCUAUGGGGCCUUCACUAAGCAGCACAAUUAUAAGGGCAAGGUCUGAGUGAGCGAUUGAGGGCUCUGACUGGUCGAGUGGGUGGGGAAGUGGUGGUUGUUGAUACGAUCGAUGUAGAGGACGUGUGUGUGCCCUGCCCUGCCAUGUGUGUGUGAUGAGGGCAUGAGGGCAUCUCGAUGGCUG
Vitrella brassicaformis is the source of this 6663-nucleotide messenger RNA. The record is from the annotation of a GenBank genome assembly. NCBI's taxonomy places the organism in Eukaryota, Vitrellaceae.